AUGAGUCUUCCUAGAGUGCUUGAGACACAAAUCGACGAUUUUAUCCAGAGAUUGAAAAGACGCCAAAUAGUGGGCUCCUUUUUUGUUGCAAAGGAGACAGCCAUCAUUCUUCGACAAGUAGUGUCUAUUUCUCGCUGGCGUGAUGCACAUGUCCUUAUCGAUAUUGUCACUCAAGUUGGGAUUCGUUUGACUUCUGCUCAACCCAAUGAAUUGGCCAUUGGUAACAUUGUGAAGCGUGUAUUAAAAGUCAUUCGAGAAGUAUCAAGAGGCGAUUUAGAAACAAGUGAUGAUAGACCUUCAGCAACACCCGAUUAUUCCAGCUUUGGUGAGGAAGACGAGCAGGAUGAUUCAGACGAUGACAUGGAAAACAACCAUGAAGCAGACGCAUCCGACAAUGAGCAAACAUUCAAGUCAUCUACCAACAGUAGUUUGGCUGGAUCUACUUCUGGAGGACGCCCUGAACUGACUACACAGACAUCCAUGUUUAGGUUAUUGGCUGACAUGUCCACCUUGACAGCUAGAGAACAAAAGAGAGAGGAAAACGAAAAGAGAAUCAGAGAUACCUACCACUUGAAGCCAUUGAUCAUCCAGGAAAUCACAGAAGAAAUCAUUGCUGAUUUGGAUACCAAGGACACUGCUGCGAUUUAUAAGGGCAUUGCGGAUCAAGCGUUGGAUUUCAUUCAUGCAAAUGAGGUGAUUAUGACAAUUGGCAUCUCCAGAACUGUGCAAGAAUUCUUGAUGAGAGCUGCUCAAAAGCGCAAGUUCCAAGUGAUUGUUGCAGAAACAGCACCUACAUAUCAAGGCCACAAAACGGCACUCUCCUUGUCAAAAGCAGGCAUUGAUACUACUGUCAUUGCUGAUUCAGCCAUCUUUGCAGCCAUGCCUCGUGUAAACAAGGUCGUUAUUGGUGCUCAUGCAGUGCUUGCAAACGGUGCUCUUGUGUCUGUCUCUGGGUCACACUUGUUAGCAGCAGCAGCCAAGCAUCAUUCCACACCUGUUUUAGUCUGUACCGCCUUAUACAAGUUAUCGCCUCUGUUUGCCUAUGUUGCUGAUGCCUUUAAUGUCACUGUAUCUCCACAAAAUGUGUUAAAUUUCCAAGAAGGAUCCAUUAUAGAUGAUGUUACUACCACAAACCCUUAUUAUGACUAUGUUGGCCCUGAUUAUGUCAGUCUAUUCAUCCACAACCUUGGAUCUGCACCUCCUACCUAUGUAUACAGACUCAUUAAUGAUAACUAUGAUGCUGAAGAUUCCACCCUGUUAUAA
This is a messenger RNA of Mucor velutinosus, 1263 nucleotides long. It is a transcript of the gene TAP42, whose product is annotated as Type 2A phosphatase-associated protein 42. Gene Ontology annotation, molecular function: guanyl-nucleotide exchange factor activity; translation initiation factor activity. NCBI's taxonomy places the organism in Eukaryota, Fungi, Mucoromycota, Mucoromycetes, Mucorales, Mucoraceae. The record is from RefSeq and is a predicted model, not a curated record. The transcript is spliced from 7 exons. Gene Ontology annotation, biological process: translational initiation. Gene Ontology annotation, cellular component: eukaryotic translation initiation factor 2B complex. The coding region runs from base 1 to 1263 and encodes 420 amino acids.